Messenger RNA from Teleopsis dalmanni, 5635 nucleotides. RefSeq names its product maestro heat-like repeat-containing protein family member 1. The record is from RefSeq and is a predicted model, not a curated record. NCBI's taxonomy places the organism in Eukaryota, Metazoa, Arthropoda, Insecta, Diptera, Diopsidae. Bases 113 to 5314 code for a protein of 1733 amino acids. Gene Ontology annotation, cellular component: cytoplasm. The transcript is spliced from 13 exons.
AUUGUUUUUGUUUUUCUACAAUAAAAUUAAAUUGUAUUUCAAAGUCUAAAAUUUAAUAAAAAAAAAAGCAAAACUGGAGAAGUGGAAGAGAACACGUAGUUCCACCAAAAAAAUGAGUCAACAUGUCAAAGGUGGUACGCCCGCUGGAGGAGGCGGUAGCUUAUCAUCUGCACCUGAUAAGCACACAGUUUUGGAAGGUGUUCUACACAAUCUUUUCGAAGGCUUAGCUGAUAAAGAUGAGACUGUUCGUUUGGCCAUACAAAGUGCACUAGUCAAAAUACUAGAAACCCAUCCAGUGCGUGCCACAGAUAUAUUAAUUGAAUACAAAGAAAAAAACCCUAAAAUGCCAGAGCAAACGGUUAUCAUAUUGCUAAAAGCAAUUGAACGUGUUGUCAGUGCAAAUGUAUUGGUACCGCCAGAAGCACACAAGAAACUUAUUGAUUUAGCAAUUGAAGAACUGACUCGUUCCACUGAUCACAUGCCCAACAUACAGAAUCACGCACUUUCCAUACUAGUAGCCAUUGGACGUGGCGAUGACUGUAAAAUGGUAAUGGAAGCUUUAAUGGCGCAUACCAAAGAAGGCGCAGUAGGUCAUUUUAUGGUAAUGCAAUGCUUGGGUUCGCUGGCUACGGCGAAUAUACAAGCUGUAGUGCCAUUUAUUAAGCCCAUACUAGCUUCUAUUUUACCAAAUCUCGGUGGUAUUAAAACGGAUCACAUAAAAACAGCACAUGCAUAUGCGAUUGGUCGAUUUAGUGAGGCAUUGUUGGAACACUCCACUUUGCACACUACUGGUGCGAUAACCAUGAACGGUGGUGUUGCAAAUGAUGUAGAAGCUAUUAAUAAUUGUUCCACAGAAAUAUCCGUGGCAUACGAUGUGCUCUUCAACCAAUGGUUGCAUUCAAGAGAACCAAAAGUUUGUGUUGAAAUAUUGCAGGCAUUAUGCACAAUGUAUCCACUGCUGCCGACCGACAAAAUACAGGAUCAAUCACAACGCUUAAUACCACAAAUUUUAGCGCUAUAUCGACGCUCGAUAGAACGAAACUCAGUCACACAAUUUUUGUCAUCUGUUUUGAAAACGAAUAUUUCAUUACAACCCAAUGUACUGGACAAUGUUUCCGAACAGUUAAUAUCGAAUCUCUUCGACUUGGUUUGCGUUUAUCCAGACUACGAGAAACCGCAGACAGUAAAGGGACACUACGAGGUCUUACGUUGCUUUCAUUUGCUCUCCAGCGUUUAUGCUACGAAGAUUAUGGAUACACUACUUAUGCAUUUACGAAAUAACAGUGAAAGAGAACGCAUAAAAUCACUGCUUAUUUUGACUCACCUAAUGAAUACUUCUACCGUGAAUAUCGAAAGUAAACUGGAAGGUUUCAUAGACUGCCUUAAGCAAAUGAUACUUGUAGAGAAAAGCGUCAAGAUGAAAAUGACUUUGCUAAAAACAAUUGUGGCACUGGCUCAGAAAUCCUUCAUCAAGCAGAAAGAAUUUGUGUGGUUCAUUACGCGUUACAGCUGUAAAUAUUCCAAAGUCAAUCAAGAACAUGGCUCACUUGAAGAACAUGCAAACUUCGUGCUAUCCUGUGAGAACUCACUUUUCAUGCUAUCUUCAACCGCCGGUACCAUGGAUGAACUACUUAAACGCGAACUACUGAAUUACUAUGUAUUGUUGGACUACACUGACAUUUGUUCGAAUUUGACUAAAUGUCUCAGUAGUCUAUUUGCUAAAUCACCACAUAUAGAAUAUGAGCCUCUGGAUAUUGACGAAGCUGAGGAAAGAGUAGAUGCUGGUGAUGAUGAACCAGCUGCGUCGAAACAUACGUCAAUUAUAAAACAAGGAAAAAUUAUCGUACCGUGUGCGGAAACAAUUUUUGCACGUUGCUUAGCGUUACUGGGCAACUACCACAACAUCAAACGUGCUACGAACAUUUUAGCCUUUAUGAAGUAUUACUAUCCGCAUUUGAAUCCAGCACUGGGUCCAUUGUGGGACAAACAUAUUUCCGAUUUACUUUUAUGUAUUAAUAAAGAGUCACUUUUCUUCGGUAAAUUGAUGGAGUUCAUUACAGAGACUAUUGAUUUCCUACAAGGACAUGAUGAAACUUUUGCUGAGCGCAUGGUUAACAAAAUGGCAGACCAUUUACUUAUGUACCCAAUUACAAUACCAAACAAUGAAUUCGUUAUACCAAAUCUAAGUGCUGAACGUGGUAUGCUAAUCAAGUGCAUUGGUUUAGGAUUGUGCUCCGUGACUGAUGUACAAGCUAUACACUCGAAAAUAGAAUUAAUCAUAACCUCGGCUAAACAAGAGAAACUGGAUAAGCAUACUAAGCAUACUGAGUACGAAGAAAAGAUUGCGCCCUGUGCACUUGCGCUCGGCUAUAUUUCACGUGUGCACCUGCAGCAUCUCAUCAAAAAGCUUGCUGAAUUAGCACAUAUAGGCGGACGCAAACACUCCACUGGUUUCUUUAGCAAUUUGCAUUUCAUCAAAGAUACACACAAGGAAUUGGAAAAUUAUAAAACGAAUUUGCUAGUUAUAAAAGCGUUUGGUCAUAUAAUGGAUGAAACUGAUCCAUUGUUAAGCCUAUUGAAUUUGGAUGAUACCAUCUUAAAUUUUUUAAUUGCACAACUUACUGGUACAAAGGAUCAGGUACUCAUGUCAGCUAUAUUGAAGACACUGUUAAGCACAUGCAAUCAAAUUAUCGCCAUCAAAGAGGAACUAACCGAACCAUUAAAGUAUCGCAAGCAAAUAAUGGAAGCCGUUUUCAGUAUACCAAUCGAGGCCCCAUUCGAUGAUUUACCAUUGCUACCCACAAUACUCAAAUUGGGCACUGACUUUAUACGCAUAGGUGGCGAUGAUAAUACGGAAUCAGUUGAUGGUGGUGUUAUAUUCGAAAUUGCCUGCAAGAACUUUUUCUCAUGUGCACAAAAUUUGAAGAUGAAAUUUGAUUCUCAGGAGGAGGAUGAACGGAAUAGUUUUCUAGCGAAGCAUUUGAACGAAUCAUUACCUGAAUUAAAUGCACUUGUUAAAGUUAUUAUUGAAAUGGAUCCAUCACCUGCUACGUUGGAUUUAAUUAUACUUAUAUUGGAAACAUGGACAAGAGAUAAAAAUUCCGAAGUACGAAUUUGUUCCAGCCAUGUUUUUAACCAUACUUUAGAUGUUUAUAUAAAAUCCAUGAAGAUUGGCUGCGAAGCACCUUCUAAAUUUAAUCAAACUGGACUAAUGCUUGGCAAAAUUGUGCCACGUUGCAUAGAUUCAAAUGGCACUGUUAGACAGGUUUCAGUUGACAUAUUACAGAAAACAUUGGAAAUAUCUUGUAUAUACGAAACUCUUACGAUUGCUGAUAGUGAAAGUCCGUGGCUAAAAGAGAUUGAGCUUAUUAAGGAGAAAAUCAUUACCGAUGAUCCAAAAUUGAUAUAUAAUUUGGCUGGAGAUAUAGCAAAAACUAUAGCUAUGCGUAUUUCAAAUUUUCAGUAUUUACAAUUUUGUCAAACUCUUUUACGCGGCUUACGUGAUCCGGAACAAAGUUCAUCAAUUGGAGCUUCUGUAGUUCUUAAGUUCUUUGUACAACAAAAGGGUUCUGACUUGUUCUAUGCGAUACCUGAUAUAGUUAAAGACUGUUUAGCGGCUUUACAAAACUGUGAAGUGAAUCGUGCGAAGUCAGGCGUUCUUAAAGCACUAGUAGCCCUAACCAAACAUCAUCCGAAAUUGGUUUGUGCAGAAAUGCUACAGCAACAUUUGCCCUACGAAGAGAACAUAAUUGAAUAUUGGCAUUUACUCUGCUCUGAUACAGAACUUACUAGUAUAAUUAUUGACGAUUUUCUGCAAAUACUCACAUCCUCUUGCUUCUUCGAAUCCAAUGAAGCACCAACGGAACGUCAAAAAAUUGCCAGCGUGCAACCAUUUGCCAUAUUCUGUGCACUGAGAGAAAUGUUGCCUUGCAAAGAAAUUAAGGAGGAACUCAAUAAAAAGUUUCCGGAACUAUUUACCAUGUUACUCACAUCAUUAGCUGCUUAUACAAACCUUGCACCACCAAUGCAUACAGGUCAGCGCAGUAUUUCACCAACAAAUACAACUUCAUCGCAUACGAAUGCCACAACCAAUACAACAAAAUCAAAAUUCGGUUUUGUACCCAAUAAAGAUUCCGUAAAACUAAAUCCAUGCCAAAUUGUUUUGGAUACAUUUCAAUCAUUUCUAAACAAUCUGGGUAUGGAACAAAUCUCGACAGUUCUAACAGUACACACAAAACUUGGUUCCAGCGCUGAUUUAACCAAUUAUAUUGAAUUACUAACUCCAAUGGCUAUAGGUUUAGUUAAUCAAUUGGAAGUAUCUUCUAGCGCUAUGAAGCAGGUGGUCAAUGCAUUAAGUAAAUAUGUCUCAUCACCAUACGAUGGACAACGUGUGGCAGCCGUGGGCUUGUAUUCACGUUUAGUGCCACUUAAACCAUGUGGUGACAUCUCAUCAACUAUAAUGGCUCACUUGACUUCGGCACUAAGUGAUCCAAAUGCAACUGUACGCGGCUUAAGUAUACAAGGUUUGGGUUAUGUAGGACAUCUAACUGAACGUGAUAUUGAGAAACACACUGAGACUGCUAUAACCGCACUUUUAAAGGGCAUAGAUGACACUGUUAGUGAUUGUCUAAUCAAUAUACCAUUGGAGAGCAUGCGUGGACUUUCACGUAUAUUGCAGGCUUUACCCAGUGAUCGUGUGGAAUCGUUUCAUGUUUCUCUUGCGAUUCGUAUACGUCCUUUCUUUGGUAGUUAUUCAAUUGAAAUACGUGAGGCAGCCGUUAUACUUUUUGGUGAUCUCUGUGAGUCUAAAAUGUCAUUAAAUGACGGUAGCGUAUCGCCCAAUUCCUCGACAGAAGCUUUACGUGAGCAAUUGUUCGCUAAUUUCUUUCCUUUGCUUUUGCAUUUGAGUGAGGGAGAGGCGACGAUCAUAAGAGCGUGCAAAGGUACUCUACGUAAAGUUUGUGGCCUGCUCAAUUCCACCAAAGUCAAUGAUAUGGCACAGAAGCAUUUAAUUGAUCACGGGCAACUUAACUAUAGUGUAUUUGUAUUAGACUUUGUUAAAUUAAUUGCUAUAGAAUUACCCGAGCAUAUACAAGAUUUCAUUGAUUCGUGCAUACCAAAAUUACGUAGCCAAUGGCCUGAAGUACGUGGCAGUGCGGCAAUAGUUAUAGGUAUAUUGCACAAUUUCUUAACAGAACGAAAUGCGCAAACAGAAUCAGUUGGUAAUAAAAUUGCCAUUCUGCUGAAGGAUGAAAACCACUUCGUGCGUAUCAAAGCUGCAACGGCAUUAGGUUACUUCUUUGGUGAUAUCUAACAUUGAAAAAUCAACAUUUCAAUUAAAAAUGGAAACAGUGGACCUAAAUUUAUUUCUUUAAUCGUAGUCUAUAUUUUGUGAUCCUUGUGUGAAUGUGAUUUACCUUAAGCUAAUUAUUGUAUCUUUUGUCAUUAUGCCAUUGCAUAUGUUAUUAUGUAGUCGUAGAGAAUAUACAUUUAGUUAUUUAAGUAUAAAUUAACAAAUGUUUAAAGAAAUUUUGUCAAAAUUUUUUUUUACAUAAUUUAACAAUCCUUAAACUACUCCGCAGAGCACUUUGCUUAGUUAUUUAUUAAUUUUUUCAAAAUUCAUUAGUCAUCAAAA